AUGGUAUUAGUAAAUGAUCCGCGCUCAUUGUUGAGUGCUGAGUUUGGAUUUGCUGGUGUGCCACCUACUGUUAUGGUUCAGUGCUUGCACAAGGGAUUUAAUCAUCCAGAAGGGUAUGAAUGUGCACCAAAGAAUGUUAAGAUUGGUUCAUUGCAAAUGUUUAUGAAGAAUAUUGGAUGUUGUGAGGACAUGGGUCCUAGGGAUUUCCCUGUGGAGGAGGUCCACAAGAUUAGUGUGUUUGAUAUAAGAAUGGUGAAUACAGAUAGGCACGCGGGAAAUAUUCUGGUGAGCAAAGAGGAUGAAGAAGGGUGUAUCGUGCUUAUUCCAAUUGAUCAAGGCUAUUGCUUACUGAGAAUUUUAAAGAUUGCAUAUUUGAUUGGCUCUAUUGGCCACAAGCACACCAACCUUACUCCCCAGAUACAGUUGAGUACAUAAGAUCACUGGAUGCUGAACAAGAUAUUGCACUUUUGAAGUUCUAUGGAUGGGACCUUUCAAUUGAGUGUGCACGUACACCCCGUAUCUCCACCAUACUUUUGAAGAAAGGGGUAGAGAGAGGACUCACUCCUUUUGCCAUUGGAAACAUCAUGUGCCAAGAAACCUUGAACAAGGAAUCCCUCAUUGAGGAGAUAGUUCGAGAGGCUCAAGAUUCCUUGAUCCCUGGCAUGAGUGAAGCUACAUUUCUUGAAACUGUAUCCCAAAUCUUGGAUUUCCAGCUCGACAAGCUUGCAAAAUAAUUCUCACUGGAUCUAUAGGUAUAUGUAAUAAUGUAUGUAUAGAUCGAAUGACCAGUCCAUUUGGAUGGACUGAAAAUUUUCACCUAGUAAUACUUUGAUUGUCUUGAGACACUGAACAGAAAUUUAUAUUAUAAAUAAAGAAACUAUACCCUUAUUCAAGUGUUACGUGUUUUUACAUUUUUGGAGUGUCAAAGAAAAACAGAAGAAGAGAGUUUGUCGGAAAACCAACCCAAUUUUUGCAAAUUGAUAUUUUGCUACAGAGUUUGGGGAGAUUAAUGUCUCUUAAUUUUUGUUGGGCG
Camellia sinensis is the source of this 1033-nucleotide messenger RNA. The record is from RefSeq and is a predicted model, not a curated record. Lineage: Eukaryota; Viridiplantae; Streptophyta; Magnoliopsida; Ericales; Theaceae.